Penicillium pulvis is the source of this 2067-nucleotide messenger RNA. Its product is annotated as TolB family protein. The record is from RefSeq and is a predicted model, not a curated record. Lineage: Eukaryota; Fungi; Ascomycota; Eurotiomycetes; Eurotiales; Aspergillaceae. The transcript has a single exon. Bases 1 to 2067 code for a protein of 688 amino acids.
AUGCGGAUUUCCUCCUUAAUUGCUCCGCUGUUCUGCGGCCUUGCUUUGGCCGGGACAUGCCCGUACGCCGACAAGGCUGAAAAGGCUCGAUCUGCCUGUCCAUAUGCCUCGAAAGCACGCUCCGAUGCGUCGGGCUCAAGCUCGAGCUUCGUGCCCCGCGGUAUGCCUAUCGAGGGGAAGAAGGGUGUGAUGCUGAUGAAUCGCAUUGCGCCGGUUGUCUCAAAGCUCUACGUCUCCAAUCUAGAUGGCUCAGAUGCACGCCUGCUUCUCGGCAACGAGACUACAUUCGACUACCAUGCUCAGUGGUCGCCUGAUGGUGAGUGGAUUACAUUCACCAGUGAGCGUGCCGGUGACGGACAGUCGGAUCUAUAUCGCGUUCGACCCAAUGGCACCGACUUGCAGCCCAUCUCUACUACCCCCCAUGUUGAGGGCGCCGGUGUGAUCUCCCCCAAUGGCAGCCUUGUCGCCUUUGCAGGCACCCUGGAAAACCACAAGAGCAAUAUCUGGAUCAAAAAUCUGGAAACAGGUACUCAGUGGAAUGUGACCAACACCACUGAGGUUGCAGGCAACUGGACCUUGCCAGAUGGACAUUUCAGACCGGCCUGGUCACCAGAUGGCAAUUGGUUACUCUUCUCAUCGGAUCGCAACACACCGUGGCGUGGACACAACAAUGUGAGCGGCUGGGAACACACCCAGGAACUGUCCAUCUAUGCCAUUCGGCCGGAUGGUAGUGACUUCCGUCGUGUUGCGAACAAGACCGGUUACUGUCUAGGAUCUCCGAAGUUCUCUCCUGAUGGCAGCCGUGUGGUGUUCUACGAGGUCACUACUGAACUCACUUACUACGCGCGUGUAUCUGAGCCCGAUUUCUACGAUGUCAACACUGCAAUUGUCUCAGUUGACUUUGCGACAGGCAAAGAUCGCAUCGUGCACUCCUCGGCUGACUCUGGGGGUAUCAAGAUAUUCCCCCAGUACGUGGAUAAUUCCACCAUUGGCUAUCUUGUGAAGAGCAUUCUCACCAAUGAUACUUACCCCGGCUCCAUCAACUUCACCACUGUGAGCGGGAAGGGCUCCGUGAACUCCAAAUACAAUACACCGCUAGUAGGCCGCUACCGCUCUCCAUCCUGGUCUCCCGAUGGCACCAAGAUGGUCUAUGAGCACGUCGAGUGGGACCCCGUCCGCGCCAUCGACAAGAAAGUCUACAGCUGGAAUGAGGACUGGGAAUACCGCUUCACCGAUGUCUUCCCCGCCCUGUCCAAGGGCGGCCGAGUCGCAUACACAUCGCAGCAAACCGAGAACUCUUCCCUCGUUCUCAUGAACCCCGACGGCACCGGAAAGACCGAUAUCUUCGACGGCUCUCGCUUCCCAGCUCUUACCACCGCAACGAACACCAACGGCACAUUCCAAGCCUCAUGGCGCGGAGACGAUGAAGUCCUCGCUGUCGGACUCGGUGACUGGUUCGAAUACCGCUACUACAGCCCAGGCUGGGUGUAUCUCGUCUCCGCGAACGGAACCUGGACCCACAAGUUGACCAACGGCAGCACAAACGCUGGAUUCCCCACGAUCUCACCCGACGGACGCUGGGUUGUCUGGCGAGAAUUCGGCUACCAAAGUGAGCAAGUCGAGGCUCUGGGUCUGCGACGCAUGGACCUGAAGACCGGUGAGGUGAAGGCGUUAACCUGGGCAUGGGAUAACACUCCCAUGUUCGCGCCUGAUGGUUCGAACCGUCUUGUCUUCACACGCCGCACUAGCUGGCCGAUUGCCGGUCCCCUUGAUGAUAACUACGAUGUUAUGACUAUGGAUGUUGAUGGCAGCAAUCUGAAGAGAUUGACUACCUUGGGGUGUAAUGAUGCACAUGCUACUUGGACUCCUGGUGCAAAGAUCACAUGGGCUACUGGCAUGUAUGGUUUCCAGGAUGAGGCUAUGAUUUACGACAACAACCAGCAGCCUUACCCUUUCAUUAUGCAAAUGGAUGCUGAUGGGUCCAAUGUGGAGAUUUUGACUGAGAGUCGAUGGGAGGAUACUAUGCCGCUUUAUGUUUCGAAUGAUAUCUGGACAGCAUCCAACUAG